Molecule: messenger RNA, 1146 nt
Organism: Sorghum bicolor (sorghum)
Lineage: Eukaryota; Viridiplantae; Streptophyta; Magnoliopsida; Poales; Poaceae
Product: protein transport protein SEC31
Exons: 3
Coding region: 60-986 (308 amino acids)
Source: RefSeq, a predicted model, not a curated record
UCACUGGCACACACACUCCCAAUCAAAAUCCACCCGUCCUCCUCGCCUAUCUCCUCGUCAUGGCUGGACAACACCCAUACCACCUCAACGCCGGUAGCUCCAGCUCACAGCCACCCACGCCCAAUCCCUUCGAGCAGCAGCCGAUCCAACACCCAUACCACACCUACGCCGGCAGCUCCGAGCAGCAGCCUAUCCAGGGCCCAACCCAGCAGCAGCAGCCGAUCCGGGAUAGUAUGAGCAGCAGCCGCCGUCGACCCAGCAGCAGCAGCCGCCGAUCGCGAACCCAAAACCAGCAGCAGCACCAGGUCCCGGACCUGAACCAGCAGCAGCCCAACAAUAUGCUUACACCCGAGCAGACACAAUUCUUGCUGCAAAACGGGAUUAAUCCAGAGAACAUAGUGUUCUACUUCGCACAGGGGUUUGGCGCCGAAGAGAUAGCCGGCCUCUACAACCUGAACUUGCCAGAGCAACUCUGGACCAUCAACAACCAACCUCUCCCUCACGCAGACAAUGAACCACGGCCGAACAUCAACAACCAACAUCUCCCUCAUGCACAAAAUGAACCCCCUCAGGCAGACUAUCAACUAGAGCCGGCCCAGGACUUCAACAUGCAACCUCCCCCUCAGCACCAGCAAUACUCUGAACAGCAGGCGCCGCCCCAGAACUUCAACAACAUGGCACCGUCCCAAAACAACAACAUGCCGCCGCCCCAGAACUUCAACAACAAUCCAUAUUAUCAGCAGGGCUCCGGCAGUCACUCAAGUGCACGCUCGGCUACCGAGCGUAUGUUGGCAUUCGCAGAAAGGUGUAACAUUACUCCGGAAGAUACCCCCAAUGAAUGGCUCGCGCUAAAUCGGAUAGUGGCCAACCCUCAGAGGGUGCUUUUCUUUUUUUCGUCUAGUGACUACGGAAGAAAGCUUAUCAUCCAAAGGGAUGCGGAAGAGAUCGCGAACAACAUCAAUCACCCUCCCCGCUGGGAAUGGUGAUUAGAGGCGUGCAUGGUACCACAAGAUUAGGAACUGUGAGUGAUUUAGAAAACGGUGACCUUUCUCCUAGUGAUUGGUUGCAUGUGCUUCCGCUAUUGGAGACGCCCUUAUCAUUUGUGUUUCUAUGUAUCCAUGCAUUUGAUGUAAUAUUUGUUUGAAG